AUGCCAGAAUGGGCGUAGUGCCCAAGGGCUGCAGGGUGCUGGGGAUGGGUAGGAAAGCCAGCAUAUGAGGGUUAAAAGAGAUGCCAAUCAGAGCCUACAUUAUCCCAGUAGCAACAGGCCAGUUCCUGAGGUCUCUAUCCAGUGGCUUCAGUAGGACUUUGAACAUCAGAGAAAGUGACUAAGAACCUCAGGGUCUGGCUCAAUAAAGAACAAUAAAAAAUUAUUCUUACAGCAAAGAGGUUUUUUUUGAAGCAACUAUUGGCUUCUUCCGAGAAGAGCAGAGUGCGCUCACGUAGGGCCAACUCUGCUCUCCGUUACACUGGGGCAAAUCCAGAGGAAUUCCUUUGUCUUCAGUAUUUCUGAGGGCAGAAUCCAGCCCUUUGGGCAAAUUUUUAAUUUCACUUCACCGCCACUCAAGCUGUUUGUCUUGAAAAGAAGAGCGAUGGAGGUCAAAUAUAAGACGUUUAAUUUACAUACUGUCCAUGUACAGGUCAAAGCCUGGGGUUUAAGGCUGUGGGAACAAACAGACACAGUGGCAAGAACUAUAUAGAUAGUGCUCAUUUGUUUCCAUAAAGUUACUUUCUUUUGCUUUUCCCCAAACCCCAUAUUGGUACAAUGAUUAAGAGGGCUAUAGGUAUUGUGUAUGAUACAUGCAUGUUGGUCCAUAGCUAUACAGUGCAAAUAUGCACCACUCUCUCCUCCCUUCACCCCCCAUGUGACAAUGAUUCAAAGAGCUCUAAUGCAAAGCUUAUUACUAAUCAGAUCCAGUUGUUUUCGAUUGCCAAUACUAAAAAAGUCAUUAGGCAAAAUACAGCGCUGAAUGAUCCCCAGGGGCUGGGAAGAUCCCAGAAAUCUCAAAUAGGGGCAGCAUAUCCUGGAUAUUUAGUGUGCUUCUAUUUGCUGAGAAUUAUCUGAUUCUGGCGAGCAAGAAGUCAAAGAUCAUCUGAAGUUACAGCUGUGUAGCUGGGUGAUUUGCAUCCUGCGGAGUUCUGUGUGUUGCUAAAGAGCUGUCUCAUUUCACCCCAGAGGCUGCAUUUCAGGGGGUACCAUUUUCUUUCAGAGCCACAACUCCCGUGUGGAUCUAGAGCCAAAGCCUGUACUCCUCCCUCAGGGCCCUGCUGCAGCGUUUGCUGCACACCCAAAACUCUGAUGUCACUGGGAACCAGGUGUGCAAGGAAUCCAGGAUCUCAUCUUUUUCCCACACUCAGCCUUCAGUGCCUGGGAUCUCAUGUCUGCUUUACAUAAACCCACUGACAUCACCAGAGCUGUGCGCCUACCAUGUCUGCAGCUUAUGCUAUAAGAAUCUGCACUGCAGGUGACAUGAGGUAAGAAAUCAUGGUGCCGUUUAAAGGAAGCAUCCUCCGUUCAUGACAAAUGACUGAUUUCAACAGAUCAGGGUUCCCCACUGAAGAGACACAUGCAGUAAGAGCCAGUGCUUCCCAUCAAAGAGUGACACCCCUUCAUGCCACACAAUAUCGCACAGCAGGAAAGAAAGUGCCAGCAGAGGACAGGAAAUGCAGAGAAUCAGCUGCCUCCUCACGGGAUUUGUCUUAAUCCUUGGUGUGACCAGCACUGAGCGUUUUGCCCGGUCAGGCCGCAGGGUGUGCUCUGCAGAGAUGCAGAACGGAGCCGCUUCCUAUGUGGAGUCCCACGUGCAGCCUGUCUACCAGCCCUACCUCACAACGUGCCAGGGACACCGGCUCUGCAGUACGUACAGAACCACAUACAAGGUUGCCUAUCGCCUGGCCUACAGGAGAUUUUCCCAGCCCAUCUAUAUGUGCUGCCCCGGAUGGAGACGGGCAAACGUCCACGCAGUCGGAUGCAGCAAAGCCAUUUGCAGGUUGCCUUGUCAAAACGGUGGGAGCUGUUCAGCCCCAGACAGAUGCACCUGCCCUCCAGGAUGGAUGGGGAAAUCCUGCCAGACAGAUGUGGAUGAAUGCACUGGCCCGAGUCACGGCUGCAGCCAGCAUUGUGUCAACACGCCUGGGAGCUACGGCUGUGCCUGUCGGGCUGGGCAAAGGCUCUCCGCCGAUGGGAAAUCAUGCCAGGCUUCGGAGCCACCCACUGAGACAGAGGCCUCCCCCGCCCUCAACCGAUCAGGCGCCUCCAGUGAAAUGAAGGAAGAAAUGCAAGCCCUCCGGAGCCGGGUGGAAGUGCUGGAGCAGAAACUCCAGUUACUGUUGGCUCCAUUCCAUAACCUCAUGCCAUCGGCAGCAGAUGACGUCAGCACAGACCCCAUCAGCCAGCUGUUCUACUCCCUGCGGCAGCUGGAUAGAAUCGAGUCCCUGAGUGAGCAGAUCUCCUUCCUGGAGGAGCGACUGGAGACGUCAGAUCUAAGAAGUAGAACGGCAGACAUACCCCGCACGUGCAGACCAACUGGAUCGGUUAUGUUUAUGCCACAGUUAAUCUACUUCUACGCCAACUCCCAAACCAUCAGCUUGUAAUUAAUAAAAGAUGGUUGCAACCAGCCAGAGUUUCAUUUCAAAGCGGUUUGUGCGGGGGCUGAAUCCGAUCCCUUCAUGCAGCAUCCAAAGAUAAUAAACAGCUGCACAGAGAUCACAUAGUUUUGGGCAGUGGUGAGGGUACAUAUUAUCUCAGCUCCUUUUCAUGCCACUGCUGUUCAGGGGCCAUAAGCAUCUACAUCAGAAACUGCCUCAGAUCCUAGGGUUUGUGGGUGCCGUGUCAGAAUUCAAUCCUUAGUGAAACUCAAUACAAAAGUUAACAGUGCAAGUGAGUUUGGUGAGUACAGAACUAGUCCAAAUCAUGAGUACAGGGAACAUUGAGGGAAAUUGCGCCUAAAAUUCUACAAGCCAUUUUUUUUCCUGCAGUGCAGCAAAUCAGGGCUGUUUAGAAAAGGUAAAAUUGCACCACAACUUUGAACAAAAGCAUUUGAUGAAAACCUUCGCUUCUGAAAAAGUAUAACUAGUGAAUAAAGAGCAGACAUGGGGCUUAAUUUCCUACCAAGAUGUUUGCAGCAGCUGUAGUUAUCCAGCUAAUGUGUGGGUCAUGGAAAUUAACCCAGCCUGGUGAAAUAAGUAUCAACAUAAUGUUUGCUGUUAAUUUCAGCGUACAGCCGUGUAUAGGUUUGUGUUUUCACACAGCUGCGUUAAUUUCAACGUGCAGAGGCGUUAGUGGAGCACUGCUCCUUGGGAUAGUAGAAUGUUUUAUUCCCCAUUACAAUUUUGAAGUGCUUUGUUUUAGUAUGCAAUUUGCCAGCCAUUUACAACUUUUGCAUUUGAAAGCCUUUUGUUUUCCAUUAAAUGCUUUUGAUCAAACUUGCUGAGAAACCCGCUCAUUUGUCCACUCAGGAAUUGGUGUGCAUCAACAAUACAGCUUAAUUCCUGAUUAGUUACCCUGCCUCUAAACGGUAGAGGAAGUCCUACAAUAUACCUAGUUCCAAUAUAGUUGCUUAUGUGCGUAAGAACACGGGCCCUACAAGACAGUCAAUUUUCAGCUGGUUCCUGUUAUAAAGGGGCAAAACUUUUUCUGUUAUUUGCUAAAAAAAACAAACAAAAAACCCCCAUAUGUUGGGGUGAAAAUGUUACAGGGGCUGCUCUGUAGUGAUGUUUUUUGAAAUAGGCUCACUUUGUCUUUUAAGGACACAUUCUUAUCACCAGCACAGUACUGGAACCUGGAGCUGUAAACUGGAAUAUUUCCACACUACCUUGUGAUGUUGCUUAAAGUUCACAACUGUAACUAAUUUGUGCCAGGCCCCAUCCUGCCCCAUGGAUGUUUUUUCCCUUUUAAAACAAGAAGGUUGAAAAAUUAAGAUGGAAAGUAAGACCCAUCACGCUAAAUUACAUAGUAUUGAUAGUGCAAAAACCUGUCACUGAACCGGGCUUAGAAAGGUAGCUGGAAUUCCCUUCCUUCCAUCCUCACCGGGACUCCAGUUUUUUAAAAAGUGGCGUCCAAAGGCUUCAGUUGCAGGCACAGAUUUUCUUUGGCACUGCUCUGCGGUUGGGGUGCUUGGCCGUCUACAUGGUAAGCAAUCAGCAGCCACAUAGAAAAAUGUAGCUGUUCUUGGUUUAGAAUCAGGCCUGUCAUAGCUUGGUGACUCUACAGCAGUGAGAUAAGAGUGACUUUUGGAUACCCC
Chrysemys picta bellii (western painted turtle) is the source of this 4093-nucleotide messenger RNA. RefSeq names its product EGF like domain multiple 7 (gene EGFL7). The record is from RefSeq and is a predicted model, not a curated record. Lineage: Eukaryota; Metazoa; Chordata; Testudines; Emydidae. Gene Ontology annotation, molecular function: signaling receptor binding; calcium ion binding. Gene Ontology annotation, cellular component: extracellular region; cell surface. Gene Ontology annotation, biological process: anatomical structure development.